This is a messenger RNA of Budorcas taxicolor (takin), 1256 nucleotides long. RefSeq names its product motile sperm domain containing 3 (gene MOSPD3). The record is from RefSeq and is a predicted model, not a curated record. The transcript has 6 exons. Bases 321 to 1067 code for a protein of 248 amino acids. Lineage: Eukaryota; Metazoa; Chordata; Mammalia; Artiodactyla; Bovidae. Gene Ontology annotation, cellular component: cytoplasm.
UCUCUCGGAAAGAUGGCAGCCCUGGUCCGGCCACAGGUUGAUGGGCAGGUGCUGUGACCGGAGGUGAGCUUCAGAGCGCGAGCGGCCGUUCGGAGGCGGAAGCCCGACGAGCUCAGGAAGUGAUCGGAGGCCCAGAUACAGGAGAGCAAGAGGCGGAAAGAGCAGCUCAGGAAGAGGCCGCGGCGGCCGGCGGAAUCCGGCCUCGGAGGCAGGGGGCGGGUGCCCCGGGACGCCCGGAAGGGGCGGGGCUUAUGGAGCUUUAUACUCCAGGCCCCGUCCCCUGAGCUCUGCCCUCGGAUGUUCCACCGCCCAGAGCUUGCAUGCGCCGUGGGGCGCCCCAGGACCAGGAGCUGGUGGGUCCAGGGGCUCCUGGGCGGGGGUCCCGGGGCGCCCCUCCUCCCUCGGGACCUGUUGUCCCGGUCCUCGUCUUUCCCCCGGAUCUAGUAUUCAGGGCGGACCAACGGAGCGGACUCCGGCAGCUGCUGACCCUCUAUAACCCCACUGGAGCAGUGCUUCGCUUCCGAGUGCUGUGCACAGCACCUGCCAAAUACACAGUGUUUGACGCGGAAGGAUACGUGAAGCCCCAGUCCUGCAUUGACAUUGUGAUUCGCCACGUGGCCCCGCAUCCCAGGCACUAUGAUGUCCAGGAUCGCUUCCGCAUUGAGCUCUCUGAGGAGGGAACAGAGGGCCGAGUGGUGGGGCGCAAGGACAUCACCUCGGUUCUGAGGGCCCCAGCGUACCCCCUUGAGCUUCAGGGACAGUCUGACCCAACACCCCACCCAGAGCCUCAUUCCUGGACAGCACCAUCCACGGCCCAGCCCUUCCCAGAGAGAGUGGAGGCUGGAGCUCCUGACGGGCCUUGUUCCCCAGACCCUCACCCGCAACUGGCCACCAGCUCCUUCCUCCUCUUCUUGCUGAUGGGCACAGUCUCUGUGGCCUUCCUGCUGCUCCCGCUCCAGGAUGAACUUGGCAGCCAGCUGCCCCAAAUCCUUCACGUCUCCCUGGGACAAAAGUUGGUGGCAGCCUACGUCUUAGGGCUCCUCACCAUGGUGUUCCUCCGGACCUGAGCUCUGCUCCACUUCCACACAGCUUCCCCAGGCCAGGACAUGGAUGCGGAUGUGGACGUGAGACAGCCACUGUGAUGUUCAUAACCUUCGUCUCAACUCCUGCUUCCUUCUUCCUGCCCAUCUCCCCCCAGACCUAGGGAUUUGUUAUCUUUUUCCAAGUUGAAUCAAAUAAAUUUGUAAAAUUGAACU